UUGGCUGUUCUAAAUUCUGAACCGAAUUUACCUCUUUUUCAGAGUUUAAGGAUAGCACAGCUAGCGCUAUGGAAUUGUUUCAUUGAAAUUAUAUGGUUUUAUGGAAUUACGUUCUGUGGACCGCUCAGGUCAAUAUUGGUGUUUGAACAAAGUCCUUCGGUUGUGAUGGUAGCUUUGCUAACUUUAUUAAAGGGCAGUAGUUCACCGGCGAAAACUCGUGGUGUUAUUGCACUGGGAUUGGGUUAUCUUUCACUAAUUCUGAUGGACAGCGAUGCUACCGUUGAAACCGAUCAUCGUGAGUUUUGUUCUUUUUUAUUGUAUUUUCCUGGAUCGUAUUUUUGUUUUUUUAACGGAAGAUAG
Gongylonema pulchrum is the source of this 360-nucleotide messenger RNA. The record is from the annotation of a GenBank genome assembly. NCBI's taxonomy places the organism in Eukaryota, Metazoa, Nematoda, Chromadorea, Rhabditida, Gongylonematidae.